ACGAAGGAAUUAAUCUAAUUUCAAAACGCAAAGUGCGUUUAUGUCCAUAAGGGGUGCUGUUUGACUUUACCGGCAAAAAUAUGCUUUUGAACAAGUAUUUUAAAACAUCUGAAUUUCCUGAUUGAACAACUUGGAACCACACCUCAAAAACGGAGAGAAACAGCAUACGUGCGGUCGGUGCUCUAUGUUGGUGUUUGAAAAGGCAUCAAACGGAUACUUUUGCUGGCUAUCCAAAUUGUUUGGGCACAUUUAAGAACGAAGCACAGAUAACAGGGACGCCUUGUCUGCACUAAGGAUCAUGUUAAUGUAGACUGACAUGGAGUCCAGUGAAUGAGGGCAGGAGGAUUCCAUCAUGUGUGUUUUGGACAGUUGACUUUUGAAAUCUACUAAGCCUCUGGGCAUGAUAAAACAGAGCUGGACGAGAGCCAUGUCAUUAUGAAAAGGGUAAUCAAAUGAUCGGCAGCGGGCCCAAAGGAAACUGAAGUCCAAACCCAGUGGUGAAAAACAACCUGUAGAAAGAAGCUGAAUCGUCACAGCAAGCGAUUAAACCCUAAGGACUUUAAUCUGACUGGAUACCAGAAGAAGGAUUAAGACACCGGGAGGCUUGAGAGAAUCAGGACCUGAUAUUUUGCAGGUGCUGGGUUUGGGGAUUGACCCACUUUGGCUAUCUGAUGCAAGGGAUCUGGAUGCACCAGGACUAUCCCAAGAUUGAGGGUCACAGGGGCUACCUGUCUUCACCAGCCUGCAAGGCGGCUACAGAGAGCAGGGCGCUGAACCGGCGGAGCCCGGGAAUGAGCGAGUUCUGGCACAAGAUGGGCUGCUGUGUGGUGGCUAAACCCCCACCGAAGAAGAGGAGGAGGAAGAUUGACCGCAGCAUGAUCGGAGAGCCCACAAACUUUAUGCACCUCACACACAUUGGCUCUGGGGAGAUGGCAGAAGGUUUGCCGCCGUCAGGGUCAGUCCAGGAACAGAUGAGGUCCAAAGGACCCAGCACCAAUGGCCGAAGCAGCCUCUUAUAGCCAACAAAUGGACCAAUCCAGAGACUCGAUGUGAGUUCCUCAUUUCCCCCUUCCUCGGACCCAGCCUCAAGCCAACCUGCAUGGACCAACUCUGCAUAUUGCACUUAGGCCCACAAUGACCACCGCAAAUGGCAGAAUAAAAAAACAAAGAUCUAAAACAAUGACUUUAUUUCCCAGAAUCCCUUUCAGCCCCCAUCACCAGUUUAAAAUGGGACAUGACUCCUGCCAUGAAGAGGGGAAAGUACCCUGGAUUCUCACUCAGCACUGGGGACUGGAUGGGAUUAUUUGUGGGCUUUUAUGUUGCUUUGAUUAAACAUAGGAGGGUUCAGCUACUGGCGGAUACGGAGUUUCCCAUUUUUGUCUCGGUCUCAAGCAAGGGAUUGUCCGAACAUUUCAUAUUUCUCUAACAAGACCGUCUCACAAGUGUGAUACUGAUCUUGCAAUAACGCAAACAAACAGGUCUUCUUUAUUCUUGACUCGGAAGUGGUGCGUUUGCCCUUUUAAGUGUUGUGCCUUUAACGAUUAUAAUGCCUUUAUAAGUAGUGCAUGGUGGAAAUUGAGUCCAUCUGUUUCCUGACAAGCACGCAUUUUUCAUAUGUAUUGCUAAAGUGCAGUGGCCAAAUUGAUAUUUUUGGAAGUGAAGUUUCUCAAUUGACAAGCAGGAUGUGGCAUCUACCUUGGCUCCACCCACUACUUGUCUGUAGUAGUUUGAGAUCCAAUCCUAGCAGCACUGUAGACAUCCAGGGGUGGGAGUGGUCACUUGUAGGCCUACAGUGCUAAUGUUUUGGCACUUUGCAUGUUUCACGUGGACAGUUCUUAGACAUCAUCUCACACAUUCCACCAUUAGUCACUGUCUUUCUUACAAACACGCCAAGUUUCUCAUAGACACCCCCUCGUGUACAUACUUCUACCUUAAGUGUUAUUGCCAAAGUUAUGCCUUUUAUAUAUUAGGUGCUUUUUUUACUACCAUGCAUGAUUUAACACCAGCCAAUCUGAACACUGGAUAGCAUUGGCAGGUAGCCUAGCCAUUAGGGAGUUGUGGCACUAACCCGAAAGGUUGCUGGUUUGAAUACCCAAGCUGACAAGGGGGGGAAAAAAAUCUUAUCGAUAUGCCCUUGAGCAAGGCACUUAACCCAAAUUUGUUCUACUAUGGCUGACCCUGUAAAAACAACACAUUUCUCUGCACCUAUCCAGUAUGUGACAUAACAUUUUAUUUAUAUUUUCAUUACCUUCUGUAGUGUCCCUGUACGCUCGCUUGGUGUUUAAAGAAAAUGUGUGUGGUGUGCACAAUUCUACACUGAAUGCUUAUAGAAUUGACCCAUCCCGAAUUCUCCUUUUUAUUUGGGGGGGGGGGGGGGGGUAGUAGUCUUGUUGAGCAGUCCACUUCUAAACAUUUGCAAGCUGAACGUAAGAUGCAGUAACUAAUCUCGAUCUCAAUUGGCUUUAUCUAAAAGCUCUCAGGCAGUUGGACUGUCAGUUCAGCAGGGUUAUGUCAACAACGCCACAAAUUGAUCAAAAACCAUGGCAACUUGGCUUUGGGUCUCCUAUUGCACAGUGUUAGUCUUAGAAUUGGCCCCUGUCAUUCUAAGCUGAGACAUGCUCAUUAGCUUUUUAGCUAUUCUGAAAGGUAACCUUAUGGGCUUUCUGUUUCAAUGACAAUCUACAAUUCAGGUUAGAGGAAAUGGCAGAGCCUAUAAUACUGCAGAGAGAAAGUGAUGGCUGAUUUUUGUUAUACGAAAAAUAACAGGUCACAAGUUGUCUUGACUCAUGACCGCUAAAUGGACCAACUGUUGUCAUAUUCUAUUUAGAUGCCUACUACAGUUCAAACGCUUGCAGUAUGAGUGAGUUUGCAUAGAAAUUAUUAUAAUUAUUUGUUUUUAAUGUUUUACGACUGCCCUUAUUAUUAUCAGCUUUGGAGCCAGAUUUUUAAGUUCUUUGUUAAUGUUUUGUUUCAUAUGCUGAAGAUUUCUAAUCUCAGACAGUAGAGAUUCCAGGAUGCAAUGUACCUACUUUUCAGUCUCUCUGUUAAUGUUGCAGUCUUUUCCUGGGUCUCCCUCUUUGCUCUGUUUUUAAUUGGUCAUGUGUUACACAGUCCUCCUAUGAGAACGUUGGUGGACAGAUGUGUGAGAGGAGAGUAAGUGUUUCGCAAACCUUUGAGUGUUUUCUCGGCUUCUGGCCUUUUUCCCCUCCUGAAAAUACAGUCAAUAUUUUAUGUAUGUGUUUGUUUACUUAAAAGAGCCAUUUACUUUUGAAGGUGCACGUCCUCAAGUGUAUAGGAAAAAGUAAUUUGUCUGUCUGUCACUUAAGGAAUCCUGCACAGACAAAUUAUACCCAGUUGAACAGUUUAGGGAUAACUGUAGACUGUAGAACUGUUAACUGUAUAAUAUUUUAGGGAAAUCAAACAUUUUCAAGUUUGAAUUAGUCUUCAGACUCAGAUUGACAGCAAACAUCUCUAAAGAAAUCACUGUUGAUAAUAACUUCUGUUACAUUUGCUGUGAGGAACUAAACUCAAAUUUAAGUUCCCCUGUUUCAGUCUGAGUGAAUUUCACUGCAAAGUUGCAGGAAGAUACUGUUACGAGAGGUUUCACCCAGCCUGUGCACAUUUCAUCCUCCAUCUUGUGUUUUAUUACAAGCAGCUGUUUCUGAUACCACAGUAAUCUCAACAACCUAUAAUAAUGCUUUUAGUCUGAGAAGCCCAGAGUCUAACCAUGGGGCAGAGCCCAGGAUAACACAUUCAUUACCUACUUCACUAGGGGGGGGGGGGGGGGGGAGUGCUCAUGGAAAAACUGAAGAUGUGGUAGGUGUAGUAGUUUGGUGGGAAAAGUCUGAAGCUAUUGUCUUUGCAAUGACUAGUGUAAACUUGACACGGCAAGGAUGAGUGUAUAAACAAACUUCUGGCUGGCCAUAGUUAGCUAUUUGUAAUGUAUCACAACAGACUAGAAAUAUAUUUCACUUGAAAGUAAAUUUGUUUGGGAACCA
Molecule: messenger RNA, 3998 nt
Organism: Oncorhynchus mykiss (rainbow trout)
Lineage: Eukaryota; Metazoa; Chordata; Actinopteri; Salmoniformes; Salmonidae
Product: CDC42 small effector protein 1
Biological process (GO): regulation of Rho protein signal transduction
Cellular component (GO): plasma membrane
Molecular function (GO): small GTPase binding
Source: RefSeq, a predicted model, not a curated record